UCCCAUCGCCAACCAUCUUAUCAUAUCACUUCCGUCUCAUAAUAAUUCCCCCAAACAUCUCCCUAUUUUCAUCAAAACCAUUGAACAUCCCAACCUCCGGUGCUUGAUUAGAUGCUCUUUCUCACUGUCGGUCUUCUUGUUCUUUUGACGGCUUAACUGCUGAACUUGUCGGUUUUUCUUUUAGAUUAUCAGUCACGUCAAAUACUUCCUGAUCAUCCUUCAAUUGGCAGAAAAACAGAAACUUGAAUCACCUCCUCCGAGGAUGACACAUCACUUGCCUAAUUUACCAUCCACGUGUUAUCCUGAUGCGGCAGAGCUGGUGCGGGAAAAUGGUCAAAUUUUGAUUCGAGGUUUAUCGUCCAAGAAACCCGGAAAGAAGAACAUAACUUGUCUGCAAACCGGGCACCAGGAGCUACGGUUGCAUGAACUAUACGAGGAUGGUUACGAUAAACAAGUUGUUGCUGCAAACAAAUUCAACGUGCCCCAGCUAGAAGAGGAAGAAGAGAUUGUUCCUCAGCAAACCAUGAAUAAUGAUAGGAAGGUGCCUCAAUCUUGCUACAAGCAACAAUCAAAGGAGAAAAUCAAAUCAAGGAUUGACGAAGAAAGUGAAAAGGUGAGAAAAUCCCUCGAGAAAGAGUGGGUUCCCGAUGAACAAUCCGAAGCCGCUCCGAGCAAAGGCUCAACGAGAAAGAGAAAACCAGAAUCUCACAGCCUAUCUGAAAGGAGACGAAGAGAAAAAAUCAACAAGAAGAUGCGUGCCUUGCAAGAGCUCAUACCCAACUGUAAUAAGAUGGAUAAAGCUUCGGUUCUUGAUGAGGCAAUCGAGUACUUGAAAACCCUUCAGCUUCAAGUUCAGAUGAUGUCAAUGGGAAGUAGUGGUGUUUAUAUGCCUCCGAUGAUGUUACCUGCUCCAUCGAUGCAACAUAUAAAUGCACGGCCCUUGGUUGGUUGUUAUUCUCCCAUGGCUGUCGCAAUGCAGAUGGCACAGUUUCCAUCGACAUCUUCACUAAUUCCGGCGAUCAACCAAGCUAGACUCAACAUGCUUGGCCUCUCUGGUCAGGUGCUAUUAACGUCCAUGCCGCCAUUGCGAUCACCUUUCGUAUCGUUGGCUGCUGCGAGAUUUCCCCAACUACCGGUCCAGACCCCCACCGUAUCCCGAACCUCCGGCCCCGCUGUUACUUUGUCUAAAUCGAUGGAAUGGAAUCGGACACGUUAACUCAAGAAACAUCUGCUGAAGACGAGAGUUAGCAAAUCAGUUGUUAAAAGUCGAUCGUCAUGAAAUUUGAAGUGAAAAUAAAAAUUGAAAGAAGAGAUUGACAUGUAAAUAAUUCGUGUAGGAGCCUAUAAUGGAGUAUCCGGGGCUUGCGGAUGGGAAGGAAGAGCUUUGAAAACUGAGAAUCCGGGGGCUUCUUCGCUUGCUUACACACUGUUUGAAAAUGGAGAAUUUACAGCCAUGGAAUGACUAAUUGAGAAGAUCCCUAUUUCAGCAAGAUUAGUUUAAGCAAAAGACGUGUGAUGAUUUCAGAUUAAGUGUUUCAAUUCCCAAAAGAAACUAGUGGUUAAUUUGCAGUAGGUUCCUUCUUUUAU
Messenger RNA from Hibiscus syriacus, 1587 nucleotides. Its product is annotated as transcription factor APG-like. Lineage: Eukaryota; Viridiplantae; Streptophyta; Magnoliopsida; Malvales; Malvaceae. The record is from RefSeq and is a predicted model, not a curated record. Gene Ontology annotation, biological process: regulation of DNA-templated transcription. Gene Ontology annotation, molecular function: protein dimerization activity; DNA-binding transcription factor activity. The coding region runs from base 263 to 1216 and encodes 317 amino acids. The transcript has 4 exons.